AUGAGAAUUAAAAUGCCAGCUGUACGCAUCGCGCAAGCGGAUGCGGACAGCGCGGCUGAGGGUGGCGGGUCACCCACUCCGGGUGUCCCCGCGGAUACCCUCACUUGCGGGGCUUGCCGCCGAGCCUUCGCCCUCGCCGACAUAGUGCGCUUCAUCCAGCACAAGGUCUCUUCUUGUGAUAAGGAUUUAACUUCAUACCACUGCUAUAGUGCAGGACCCAACUCUGACCAAGAAGAUGGUUCAAGAUCGGGACAAGUAGCGACUGGAAAUACUAGCGGACGUAGACCCUCUUUGCUAACUGCCAGAAGACCACCAAAUAGCAGAGUGCACACACCACCACUCGCUAGUCCAUCAAUAGCGCCCCCCGAUCUCCUCGAGGAUGGAGGGGCAUCAAGCACGCCCAAACGACUGUUAGAUGAAGCUGACGCGGAAGCUUCAACACCUAAAAGGAGAGCUUCCACAUCACCUAUGCCAUCAAGUUCUCCAGAUGAAGACAUCAAACCUAAGAUCAAACAAGAGCACAUGGACACCUCAGGAUCACCUGAAGACCAAAAGAAAUCAAGGACUGAAGUAGCUGAUGCGGAAUCGAAUACAAUGCACAGUGAACCGAGUAACUACGUCUGCUCUACGUGUAAAGCGCGUGUGCACUCAGCUUGGAGAUUACUUCAACACGUCCAACAUGUUCAUGGCGUUAAAAUCUAUGUGGAGAGUAUGCCUCAACCGCAGAACAAGCAGAAUCACUCAUCUUCGAGUACCUCAUCGUCGAGCUCGGGUUGUUCGUCCACUGGCGCACCACUACCGCCGCCUUCUUUACGCCAUCAUCCUUUACUGCCGCCUCCAGAUAUACAUUCGCCUUUUGGAGUUGGAGGGCUCCUCAGAAUGCCAUUACCUGGCAGCUUACCACCGCUAGCUCACCCGUCAGUUCCUCCUGCGCCACUUUUUGCGCGGCCGAAUCACCAUGACCACCGUUUUCGGAUGGAACAACUGGUUUCAGAGCAAUUUCGACAUCACGGUCUUAAUCUGGCAGCUGCUGCAGCAGCUGUAGCUGCAAACUCACUACCCCCCCAUCAACCUUUCCCAUCACCUGCUGAUCGCUCUUCAGCUAUACCAACAACCCUAACAGCUCGGGAAAGACCACCACCAGUAUCUCAACCUCUCUCACUUGAACCCCAGCUGGAUUUUUACUCGCAGCGCUUGCGGCAACUGGCCGGUACGACCAGUCCAGGGGCGGCCACAGGCAAUUCGAGCUCUCCUAGCCCCAGGAAGCAUUCGCCGCCGUUCGCUUCCCCGUCGCCCUCCCGAGUCGGUCAGACUCCUCCGGCGGGCGCCGGACCCGGAACGGUGGACGUCCCACGAGAAGCCACGAGGCCACGUAGUUCAAUUUCACCGGAGAAAGGAACUGAGCCACAGGCAGCCGAUGCUCCGCCCACCGAACGCACAACAUCUACUCCACCAGUUAAACGCAAUAAUGAUGAAUCAGUGCAUUGUUGUGAAUUUUGUGGCAAAAAGUUCCGAUUUGAAAAUAGCUUAGCUGUCCAUCGUCGAUCACAUACAGGCGAGAAACCAUUUAAAUGCACUAAAUGUGAUGAAGCAUUCGAGAAGGCUUCGAAAUUAAAACGUCACAUGAAAGUCCAUCGUGUGCCUGACGCAAAUGCAGAAGAUGGUGAGUCUGGUGGUGAUACUGGAGAUGAUGAUACCGAAGAUGAUUUGGAAGACGAAGAGAUCGAAGGCGAAGAAGAGGAAGAUAAUGAGGAUGGAGAAGAUGUUGAGGAAGCAGAGGACUUGACAGUUUCAAAUAGCAGCGCACCUUCUGCACCUCCUCGGAAACAAACACCAGCAACACCUUCCCAUCCACCAUCAGCAUCAGUUGUUGGUGAACUGAUGGACAAAUUUGGUCUAUCAAAUAUUGCGCAAUACAGUGAGGCAUUCAAACAGGCGCUACAAGAAUCUGGGAACUCCCUCAAAUGGCAACUUGCAAAGGAUCGAGAUAACAACAAUGGACCUCCUCCUGACAAGCCCAAUGGAAUGCCGCCUACAGCCGCAUUGCGCUUAAAAGAAGAGUUCGCAAAAAUGCCACCUCAACCCCAUCCAUUGUUCAACCCUUUUGAGAACCCGUUCGAAGCGUCUAAGCGCAUGAAGUUGGAUAUGGAAAGGGGAGAAGGGUGGUGGUUGCCAACAUUGCAUGCACAGCGUCCACCUGAUAAUAUAUUUGAUGGACUCAAAAACAGUGGCAACGGAUUACUGCAAAACUCUUUACUAAAAUCAAAGGAAGGAAGACGAAAUGACACAUGCGAGUUUUGUGGGAAGGUUUUUAAAAACUGUUCAAAUUUGACAGUACACAGACGAUCGCAUACAGGCGAAAAGCCAUACAAGUGUGAGCUAUGUUCGUACGCGUGUGCGCAAAGCUCAAAGUUAACGCGGCAUAUGAAAACUCAUGGGAGACUUGGGAAGGAUGUUUACCGAUGUAGGUUUUGCGAGAUGCCAUUCUCAGUUCCAUCAACCCUAGAGAAGCAUAUGCGUAAAUGUGUUGUGAAUCAAAGUAAUGGUGCGGCCCUAGCUUUGUCCGACGACUCAAACGCGUGCCGUGACGAAGCCUCGUGA
Molecule: messenger RNA, 2601 nt
Organism: Parnassius mnemosyne (clouded apollo)
Lineage: Eukaryota; Metazoa; Arthropoda; Insecta; Lepidoptera; Papilionidae
Source: the annotation of a GenBank genome assembly